AUGGAAAACGACUUGCACGACCAGGUGGACGGGGUCAAGGAGUACUUGACUUCUCGACGCCUUCCCAAGCUGCUCCAAACCAAAAUCCUUGCCCUUUAUGAACACUUUUGGUCCGCCCAGCGCGGGAUUGACGAAGACUCGAUGAUUGCCGCGCUCCCCCCGCACAUUCAAAUGCAAUGCUUGGACUACUUUUGUGCCAAGGGUGAUUUGGCUUCGUGUCAAGUUGAGAUCAUCCUCAUGGCAGGCGGGAAAUCGAAGGGAGCCAACUUGGGGAGCGAGAAGCGCACGACUCGCAUCGACAAGGAUGUGGUGAAAGUGUCCGCAACCAACAGAGCGCUUUCAUAUGCGUAUGACUUGCUGUGGAGUUAUCGGUACUUCCACAUCAUUGUGGCGAUCUUGCUCUUGGCGGAACUCGUUCUCGGUGUGCUCAUCAUCCAAAAGAUUCCAUACACGGAAAUCGAUUGGAAAGCGUACAUGCAACAAGUUACCCAAUUCAAGAAUGGUGAGCGCGACUACAUCAACAUCCGAGGCGACACUGGGCCGUUGGUGUACCCUGCUGGCCACGUGUACAUCUACGCGUUCUUGCACUGGGUAACGAACAACGGAGAAGAUAUUCGUCGAGCGCAAUAUAUCUUCCUUGGGUUCUACUUGAUCACGAUUUCGACCGUUUUUGCGAUAUUUUACCGCUCUCGCGUCGCGCCGCCGUGGACCGCCAUCUUAGUGUGCACGUCAAAGCGCUUCCACUCGAUCUUCAUGCUCCGUUUAUUCAACGAUGGCAUUGCCAUGAUGUUUCUCUUUCUGGCGAUCUACUUGUUUUGCCGUCAGCAGUGGCGUUUGGGCUGCCUUGUGUACAGCUUCGCCGUGUCUAUCAAGAUGAACGUGUUGUUGUUUGCGCCGGCGCUGUUCUUCUUGCUCCUCCAAUCUUCUGGAGUGUUGCGCACGAUCGGGUACCUUUCUAUCUGCGCUUCGCUUCAAGUUGCGCUCGCGCUACCAUUCAUCAAGACGUUUUGGUGGAGCUAUUUGACCAAGGCGUUCGAAUUCAGCCGCGUGUUUACGUACCAAUGGACUGUCAAUUGGAAGUGCAUUCCUGAACACAUCUUCUUGUCCAAGCCGUGGGCAUUGUUGCUUCUUAGCGGUCACCUACUGGUCUUAAUUGCGUUCUUGCACAAAUACUAUUUCUCGGGACCACAACGCCUAAGCAUGUCGGCGCUCUUGUAUCGACCGUUCCAAUUGCGUGAACGCGUGCCCAUCCGGGUUGAGCGCAUCGUGACGUCGCUAUUCGUCGUCAAUUUUGUCGGUAUUUGCUUUUCACGCACGCUGCACUACCAGUUUUACGCGUGGUAUUUUCCAACGCUCCCAUAUUUGUUAUGGAAGACGAACAUGCCCAUGAUCUUCAAGGCCAAGGUCCUCAUCAUUUGCGAGUACGCGUUUAACACUUUUCCUGCAACGGACGUAUCGUCGACGGUGCUCCACUUGAGCCACUUUAUGCUGCUCGUGUCGCUUUACACGGCCAGCGACGAAGGUUCGAACCACGACCCAAUGGAGACAAGCCAAACACAGUGCAUGUUCUGGACGUGCACGACGGUGGCGACGCGUGUGGCUUGGUGCAUUCAUGAUGCGUUGUUGAUGUAGGCAAAUACCAGUCGUAUUUGGAUGCGGAAACCCGACAAGACUUGGUCCACUUUAUCAAUGAAGAAUGCUUUGACGCGGCACGCCAGUUUGCCAUGUACUACGGCAGCGUCACGGAAGACCUGGCAGAAGGAGCGUCCGUCGUGUCGAUUGACGAACAAGAAGUUGUGUUGCGCCUGCCGAAAAUGAACUUUACGCUCGCGAUUGGGUUUGGCAGCAGUGCGCCAGUGACCACUGAAGGAUAUGCCCGUCGCGUGCUAAGCGGAAUGUCCAAGGAAGCGGAAUACGGCCUUUCACGUGGCCUCAACAUGGGCCAAGUCAUGACUCGCGGCUACAACGAGUUCAAGAAGAACCAUCAAGAGGGCGACGACGGCGAGUUGAACGUGCAGUUGCGUCGUCGAAAGUAGAUGAACAUGACGCGAUGCACAUGGAGAACAACGGACGACCAUGGAAUUGCUCUGAUGUCAGCGAUUUUCAGGACAAGGUCGUUUCUAUUCGCAAAAGGAUCUCGCGUUCGUGUGCUCGAGAGCAAAGGUUCUGCAUUACUGACGCGCAGAGGAAUUUUUUGCGCGCUGGUCGGAGCAAGUGCUGGACAUCUCUCUCGUCGCCCCGAAUGAUGUGAUUUCCCC
Messenger RNA from Aphanomyces invadans, 2258 nucleotides. RefSeq lists its product as hypothetical. The record is from RefSeq and is a predicted model, not a curated record. NCBI's taxonomy places the organism in Eukaryota, Oomycota, Saprolegniomycetes, Saprolegniales, Verrucalvaceae. Gene Ontology annotation, cellular component: endoplasmic reticulum. Gene Ontology annotation, molecular function: dol-P-Man:Man(5)GlcNAc(2)-PP-Dol alpha-1,3-mannosyltransferase activity. The transcript has 8 exons. The coding region runs from base 1 to 1632 and encodes 543 amino acids.